Zalophus californianus (California sea lion) is the source of this 1792-nucleotide messenger RNA. It is a transcript of the gene THAP7, whose product is annotated as THAP domain containing 7. The record is from RefSeq and is a predicted model, not a curated record. Gene Ontology annotation, biological process: regulation of DNA-templated transcription. The transcript is spliced from 3 exons. Gene Ontology annotation, cellular component: nucleus. Lineage: Eukaryota; Metazoa; Chordata; Mammalia; Carnivora; Otariidae. The coding region runs from base 848 to 1648 and encodes 266 amino acids.
GCAGAGCCCGAGGUGGAGCUCCAUCUCAGGACCCUGACAGAGGUCAUGACCUAAGCCAAAACCAAGAGCCGAAUGCUCAACCGACUGAGCCACCCAGGCACCCCUAGGCCUGUUUUUAUCCCUAACUCGGCCGCCUCCCUGCCAGAAGGAACUCCAACAGAGCCUUCUGCCCAUUACAUUUUUCCCAAAAUGUGAUCUGUGCCCACCGCCCACCCAUCCAAUUUAUAGGCACCUCUCCCAGAGUAAGCUGUGACCACUGCACUUUGUCAGGUUCUUUUGAUCACGCAUCCUGGUCCCUUUUUGUUCUCGCUGGAGUUUCCUUUCUUGCAGUCUAGUCUUUCCCGGGAGCCAGCAUGGGUCCCAGAACCCUGCCGGUUUCCCGCUGCCGCGCCGCCAGACCCGUAGGCUGGGACACUGCGCCGCCAAGGGAGGCCGCUCCUCGGGUGCCAGGAGUUACCCCGAAAGACAAAGAGGGACCCCCGUGUGCGACGGCGCUGGCGUUCAGGGAGGCUGGGACCGCGCAGCGCGGACCCGUCGGCGACCUUACGCUCCCACCGCUUCCGGGGCCCGCCCCGCCCCUCCGACCAGCGCCUCGCUCUUCCGAGUCUCUAUGGUACCAACUUCCACCGCGCGCCACUCCUCGCGAGACUUCGGCGGCGCAGCAAUGGCGAGAUCGUGAGUGCCGCUGACGGGAGUCAGGAGAACGGGCUGGGACUGGGCUCGGGCGAGAUCGGGCCGGGGGAGACCCGGCAGGCCAGGGCCGCCUGGAGCGGAGCGGCGGCUGGGGGCGCAAGGCCCCUGCGGGCCUGGACAGCCGCCCACGAACAAGCUCCCGCCUCUUCCCCAGAUGCCGCGUCACUGCUCCGCCGCCGGCUGCUGCACACGCGACACGCGCGAGACGCGCAACCGCGGCAUCUCUUUCCACAGACUUCCCAAGAAGGACAACCCGAGGCGAGGCUUGUGGCUGGCCAACUGCCAGCGGCUGGACCCCAGCGGCCAGGGCCUGUGGGACCCGGCUUCCGAGUACAUCUACUUCUGCUCCAAACACUUCGAGGAAAACUGCUUUGAGCUGGUGGGAAUCAGCUGCUCUGAGAGCCGAGGGCCCACGACUCCAUUUUCUCCACCUCCACCUGCUGAUGUCACCUGCUUUCCUGUGGAAGAGGCCUCAGCCCCUGCUGCUUUGCCUGCCUCCCCCACUGGGAGGCUGGAGGCUGGCCUCAGCAGCCCCUUCGCAGACCUCCUGGGGCCCCUGGGUGCCCAGGCAGAUGAAGCAGGCUGCAGUGCCCAGCCCUCGCCGGAGCGGGAGCCCGACAGACAGCCGUCCCCCCUUGAGCCACGGCCCGUCUCACCCUCAGCCUACAUGCUGCGCCUGCCCCCCCCGGCCGGUGCCUACAUCCAGAAUGAGCACAGCUACCAAGUGGGCAGUGCCCUGCUCUGGAAGCGGCGGGCUGAGGCCGCACUCGAUGCCCUGGACAAGGCCCAGCGCCAGCUGCAGGCCUGCAAGCGGCGAGAGCAGCGCCUGCGGCUACGGCUGAGCAAGCUGCAGCAGGAGCGUGCCCGGGAGAAGCGGGCACAGGCGGAUGCCCGCCAGACUCUGAAGGAGCACGUGCAGGACUUUGCCAUGCAGCUGAGCAGCAGCAUGGUGUGAGGGAGGGGCUGCCGGCCCCAGGGCUGCCUGUUGGGGCGUCGGCCUCUUCCUCCCUUGGAAUCCGCCUGGAAAGGGACCCAAAUCUGAGCUGUGUCCACCAGACCUGCCAGAUGCCAUAAUAAAGUGGAUUCUAGGAGGCCCUGC